Molecule: messenger RNA, 8401 nt
Organism: Anopheles coluzzii
Lineage: Eukaryota; Metazoa; Arthropoda; Insecta; Diptera; Culicidae
Product: connectin-like
Exons: 6
Coding region: 2055-3662 (535 amino acids)
Molecular function (GO): protein binding
Source: RefSeq, a predicted model, not a curated record
AGCUCGUACAGCAACGAGCUUCUCGAACGAGCGCGCACUGGCACCAAAAAACACACAAACAUACUCUCGGCAUCAUCCUUCCGGAGCGCUCUCGUUCACCGAAGUGCCGAAGCAGAGCGUGCAGAGCACGAGGCAAUCGCGCGCAGCCACGGCAGCACCGCAGCAAACGGCACGGCCAGCAGGACGCACAGGACACGGCCCGCAGAAAGCAGCCCGAUACGCUCCCACGGUUCGCAUCGUACGGUUCAGUACGGUACAGGCCGAAAGCGAACGAGGACGGUUUUGGACGUCGUGACCCCCGCCAAUCCCUUGUGGUACAACGCUGGUGAGGUGAAAGCUUGUGGUGUGCUACGCGUACAGUCAGUGCUGCUAAUACUGCCCCGGACUGUCUCGGUGGUGCGUAAGCGUUUUCCCCCUGUUCCCGGGGACGUGGGUGCGUACGCAAUGGCUGCAAAUCGUUGGUGCGUUGUGCGGUGUUUCUAUCGAUUGAUGUGCAUUUUUGAUUACAGUGUGAGUGAAAGCUGUGCGCUGUGGGUGUAAGACGCACGGUGCGUAGUGGACGGUGCAAAGAAGGGUGCCAAAGCAGAAGGAAGUGAAGCAGCGAAGAAGGAAAAAUACUUACACGAACGGGCUUGAAUUAUCUUAGUGCGACCACGUGGCUUCGCAUCAGUUCGUUGCCAUUACAAUUUCCGUUCGGCCGCUCGGUUGUGCCCGUACAUUGUUGCCGUCUGUGUGUACCACCACCACUGGGGGUGAUAUAGGCCCUGUUCCUCUCUGCCCGACGAUUGAGCUGGUUCGGGCUGGUUUGUGUCGGGGAAAGUGGAAAUGAUUGCACUGAUGGUGCCACUGAUGGCGCAGACGAUGGUACCGACGAGGCCGCUGCUGACGAUGCAGUUUUGUGCAUAAUUUAAGUGAGUCCUCCAGAAACCCCACCCGCCAUCCCCACUGGGUGUGUCGACGUCUGUGAGUGUGUUUGUCUCUGUGUGUGGCUGUGUACGUGUGUAAGGUGUACCGUGCCCUUGUACAGUGCUUACGGGCAAUCCUUGUGAUUGUUAACAUCGUUGCUUGCGUCUUCAAAUUACACUCUCGUCGAGUGCCGAGGUUUUGUGUGCCGAGGACCAGUAGUGGCAGCAUGGCGGACAGGGGCACGGCCACGCAAUCGUGAUCGGUCGGUGAGCAGCAGAAUUUACGGCCGAUUCGUGCCUCGGCUCGCUGCUGAUGGAUUAGCUUCAUUGUGUGAGUGUGUGUCGUCCCGGUCCCGGUUCGCAGUGUCGUCCUUUUUAUUCACUCUUUCUGCACGGACGCAGCACGAGUUUGUUGCGAAAGCUGGCUGCACCACGCAAACCCACCCGCCAUCCCGUCCCUGUCAACAGCGUGAGUGGGUGAUGAUGAGCUACUUUAAAGUGUGCUAAAGAUAAAAUUAAAGCAACAACAGCACCAGAGCAACAAUAAAACACAGAGGAGAAGGAGAAAAUAAAAACACAAGGGGCGUAGUUCGAGUGGGGUUUGACAGCACAUCCAGCGCAACAGCGGGUCAAGUGUUGGGUGUUGAGUUUCGAUACAUCAAACUUUCAAACCCAGUGCCAACGAUAGCGUCGCGCGUGUUUCCAUCACACACAACCACACUGUCCGUCCAGAUGUAAUUUCACACUCCUCGACCCACGAUCACUUGUUACCCUCCCCCCCCACCCUCGCCUGCCUGCCUUCUACACCGUUGAGUGUAAACGAGCUUCUUCAGAAAAAAACACAACAACAACAACUGCAGCAACAAACCAACACAAACACACCAAAGCACUCAUAAAGCAGUGGGAAACGAGCCAAAGGACUACUUAAUCACUCAACCGAAUCCGGCCUGAGCACGACAAAUUACAACCGGACAUGUUAAUUAACGCCAGCAAAUCGGCAGAAUCAAUUACACGCUGAGCUUGCGAGACCGUUCGUUGUACGGUGUAGAAAGUUGCUGCUGCACAAGCGAGGAACAAAAAGAAAGAGAGAAAACAACACACCAAAGACAUAAACUUUUUCUGGCGCAACGAGCCAGCAUCACCGGCACGAUGGUAUCGGCGACAUAUCAACACCUGACGCUGGCACUGCUGGUGCUGUGCAUCGUUACCAGCCCGAUCGAGAGCCGGUACCGGGAGAAGGAUGCCAAAAAGGGCAAAGCACAGCCCAUCCUACCGCAGAUGAUCGUACCGUCGCCGCUGAUGAAUCUCUGCUCGGGCGAUCGGGAGAUGAAGCUCGUCUGCCACUGCUCACCCGACGAUCCGCACGUGAAGGCGCAGAAGGCAAACUGUUGGAUCUUCAGCAAGGAUCUGCCCCGCAAGGACGCCAACUGGCUGGCCUUCCAGACGCAGUCGACGCUGGAGCAGCUCAAGAUCACGGUACAGAAGAUAGGCAACCUGGCGUACAUACCGUCGGACGUGCUGCACACGCUCAAGUACCUGAAGCAGCUCACAAUCGAGUACGGCGUGAUACCGGACCUGCUGAACUACGCGUUCGGCAAUCUGACCGAGCUGCGCAAUGUCACACUGCACAAGAACCAGAUCCGCAUCGUGCAUCCGUUCGCGUUCGCUAACCACCCGUUCCUGGAGGAGAUCAAUCUGGAGCGCAACGAGAUUCUCGAGCUGGACAAGGAGGCGCUCGUACAUCUGCCGGCGCUCCGCAAGCUCAACCUUGACUUUAACAACCUCUCGAUGCUGCACGACGACGUGUUCGCCUAUCUGACCAGCCUGGACGAGCUGAAGCUCGAAUCGAACCAGAUCUCGGUGCUGACGCGCGAAAUCUUCAAGGGUCUCGGCAACCUGCGACUGCUGAAGCUGACCGCCAACAGUCUAACCUUCAUCGGGGACACCAUCUUCGCGGAGCUGUGGAGCCUGCAGGAGCUGGAUCUGGAUCACAACCAGAUCGAGAAACUAUCCGCCCGUGCAUUCGACGGCUUGAACAAUCUGCGGAAGCUCAACCUGGAGAACAACCGGCUGAAGCGGCUCGAGCGUGGCAUCUUUACCGGCGUACCGGCCGUCCUUAAUCUCAACCUCAACGCCAAUCAGCUGGAAACGAUUACGUACAACAACUUCCUGCCACUAAUGGACAACCUAGUCAACAGUACGGCCAUUCUUCAUCUCAAAGAUAAUCGGCUCCUGUGCGACUGCCGGCUGCUGUGGCUGUUCGAUCUGCGCAACAACACCAAAAACGAGGACCUUCGGCAGGCGCUCCAGCAGGUGGAAUGUUUGUACGACAUCAAGGGCAUCUACGGCCCGCCGGCGCUGGCACACGGUCAGCCGAAAGAGUACGGCCGCAGCCAGCCGCACGAUACCGUCGUGUUCGACGAGGAGUACUACGACGACACCGGCCACCGAAAGCCGGGCGUAGUUCUGCAGCAGAAAAAGUACGGCCCGAGCCGUACCGGCCCGGACAGUGCCGGCCCGGACAAGGGCCAGCUGCAGCCCGUCACGCUGAUGAAGCUGCGGAAGGACACGAUUCUGCCCUGCCCGAAAGAGCUGGACGAACCGACGGAGCUGCCGCUGUCGCGUGAAUCCAUCGGACUGGACCUGGGCUGGCGUUCGUCGGUGACGGCCAUGAGCGAUAGUGCAACCUGCCUCCGGUCGAUGCGGCUGCUGCUCGGUAUGUGUUCCCUGCUCGCGCUCACCCGGCGAAGAUGUUAGUUUUUGGACGCUGCCGACACUUAUCACGAUUAACGGCGACAGGAUUACUUAUGGCGGCAGGUUUAGGAAAGGGGAGUAAGGAUGGGGAACCCGAUGUGUUUGUGUGUAUACCCUCUCGUAGCAUGUUUUGUUUUAUCUACCAGAAGAUCUCAACCUUCACUGCUCUCGCAUUGAUGCUGUACUGUUUCGUUUGUGAAAGGCAGAGGGGAGAAAGAAAGAAAAACAAAACAAAAGUGGGAAAUGCUAUUUGCCCCGCACAGUGUAAAUAAUGGCGUUAGAUCAGAGUGGCAAAUCGCUGAUUUGCCCGUAGCUAAAUAAUGGUAAUUUAGAUCGAAAACGAAUUUAUACGAAUGCCAACGAUGCUCUGCUGCUCGUACGGUGUCUCAUAGGACAGCCGAUAGAAAGGACAGUACAGGGAGCACACUCUAGAGCAUUGCAACUGUAACUCUUACAGCCAACUACUGCCCGUUGGCAUACGGCAGACGGAUAAAUGAAGUGCAUCACACCUAGGGCGGUGUGGUCCAUAGCGGCCUUGUACAUACAACCUUUUCCUUCUACCCCUUUUCAUCUGUUCAGACACUCUACCGUAACGUUUUUGGUACCUAAAUGUGUGUCUCUGGCCCUCGCCCAGGUACGCAGAGAUCGAUCACUUAGUAACAUACUGCACACACACACUUUAAAUUCCACGCAGGUAUCGGACUGGUUACGGAAUGUACGUGUACAUAGCAGCACUGAAAGAAUAAUAUUACGUCUUACAACGCGUUCCGAGCGACCAGCACAGCAGCUUUUUCCUUCCCGGCACAGCAUCGGUACAGCUUCGCUGAGUGUUUUUGCUCGAUUAAGUAGCUCUAGCUUUGGUUGUCGUUUUAUAUUACUUGCUAGGAGCUAGUUAUUUCAACAUUCUUUUCAUAAAAUAUCUUUAAGCCCCUGCAAAUGGUCGUAGAAGCUUCUGUCAAAACUGCGAUUAAAUGCCUUUUGCUUUAAGAAUUGCAUACUUUUAGGCGUUUUGAUUCAAACUGUACAGCCCGUUCACUGCUACAUUUGGUAUUAGCAGUUUAGCAGCAUUACAGCAAAGGCAUUAUUUAUUUUUCUCCAACAUUUUACCAUCAUUCGGGGUGUUUUUUUUACGGUACAAUUGUUGUUCAUUUUAAUUUAAAUUAAGUCAACAUUGGCACUAAAACUGGAAACUACCUACCCUACCUGUGCUUGUCAAAUGCACACCAUUAAUUACACGAUCCCCAAUAUUCAGCCCUAUUUUUGAGUGCUCUUUUGCAAAUGAGUUAAUAAAGCACCGUUUUUGUAAAGCUACUUCUGAACAACCCCGGAACAGCAAGUGGCAGAAGCCUGAUUGUGCGUUCCCUGAAACCCAUUCGAAGCUCACAAAAUGAGCCUGUUUGACACCUCAUCAGGCAACGGUCGUCAGUUUCACGAGCGCACGUUAACGAGCCCAUUACCCCAGUAAGUAACACCCCGCCGCCAGUUCCAAUCUGGCUGGCUGGCAGUGCCAUAAAUGGACGUUUGCACCGUGUGCAGUUAGCGCAACGGAAGACGGAGCUGAAUUUUUAAAGCAGCCUAAAACUCAUACCAUCAGCGUCAUAAUUUACAUACCCUGACGUCGCCGGAGGUUGAAACAUUAGACCAUUUGUUGCGAGUCCCGUCGCUCCAUGGCUGUCAAAAAACAGUACAGCCAAGAGUGAUGGUUCGCUUACACUUCCCAAAGUCAGAAAACCACCACGCGACACUUGCUGGAAGGUGUGCGAAAAUAGAUGCUUACUGCCUGCUGGUACGCAUCGCAUAAAAUGUGUCUGGAAAUGGAAAAAGCUUCAAAGGAAGCUAAAACCAGACUCACAUGAUGCAUCUAAACAGCCGCGCAAGACUAACAAACAAACCCGCCCAAUGCCAGAACUGAGCUGUCUGAGUGUAUGUAUGUAUUUGUGUUUGUUUGCAAACACAAGAGAAAACAAUUGAAAAACAACAACCACGAAAAACCGACUACAACGCACGCUCCCGCACGAAAAUGAACCGAAGGACGGAGGAUAAAAAAUGAAAUGUUAAUAAAAUAACGAAGUACGUAAGCAUACAUUUACUGCCACCGUAAAAAGUGUAAAACGGGCGUACAUAAACCAUGGCACCCCUGGAAGGGGUAUUUGCGAUGGACCGGGUGGUGGCCCCGGCUAUCGAUGCCCAGCGUACGCCGGCGAGGGACCGAAAAGGGCUGUCGAAAGUUUAUUUUUAUUUCGUUUAUUUUACAGUUUAUUUUUUCUUUAUUAUACUAGCCGAACAAGCAACCGAACACAUGCAACGCAUUCUGUCGCCACACACCCGGGUUCGCGCUACGGGCGUGCAAUGGGAUGUUUUUCCCCCGAACACGUCUCGAAAGUCUGCUUCGUGACGCCUUUAAGGGAGAGAAGAGCAAGACAGAGCAAGAAAAACAACUUUGGUACAAUUACGUUACUUCUAUGUCUUUUUUCCUUGUUUUUCUCGCCCAAGCUGCCCUUUCUUUAGGCGCACCGUGGCGCAAACUUCUCGCAAGUCUGGGGACGCAGACAGGCAGAAGGGUGUCACGGAGCAGCCAAAUUAAUAUUUAAUGUACGCGCAGCCGAUGCUCUACAUCCGCGGAAGGUGAAGCUGUGAAAAUAAAACCGAAACGAAGUUGCGGAAUGUUAAAAACCAACCAAAAUUGAACAAGCUCUUGGGGCGGCUAGAACGAUCCACCAGACACGCACACACACACACACACACACACACACACACACACACACACACACACACACACACACACACACACACACACACAAAUACACACACACGUACAGAUGGCCGAUCCAUCGGGUGGCGGCAGCAUAAACCCCGCGGGAAAUGGGAAGUUGAUUUUCUUUCGGCCCGGCUUCCUGGAGCGGAAUUGGCAGCGUAGCCACCAGGCCGGGAAAUGAGCACUAAAAACCCCGAAUUGAACAUCAUGUCUAAGGCGUUUCGGCGGUGGGGUCGCACAAAACGUUCGACACUUAGGGGUGGGUGGCUGCUCGUAGUGGGUGAUUGAGAUUCUCCUGCAGGCACGAAACAGCAGCAAAAAAAAACAGAACCCACGAUGCCAACAACAACGAUGCGACUAACACACUUUUCUUGUUGGGUGUGAAACCAUCUUCGAGAAGCGCACCGGAGAACAUCAUUGCAACAUAAAACUAGCGGUACUAGCGCACCCAAUUAGUAGUCGAAUGUAAUCUGCGUAAUUGAGUGUAAUCAUGUUACGAAGCUUGCAAUGGGGUAGCAAGCCGGAAGAGCUGAGGCAAAGUCGAUGCAAUCUACAGCUCGGGCAAACGCUUUUUUUUUUUGUUGCUUCCCCUUUAUGCUGUUCGUUUCCUAUGUUUAAUGCUUUCGGAUUUAGGGGAAAAGGUGUAAGAGAAAGAGAGGGGAUGGAGAGAGUAGGUUAGUGCAAAGUUUUCGUUCCCUAACCGACUUACCGAGUGCCAGGGGAGGGAUUAGAGCAGGAUACUUGGAAAGUUCCCGUAACGAAGAUUUACGAGCCGGGCCACUGCCGGGACAUGCGGGCGCACGGGUAAAAUUAUGCACCCAAAAGCCUACAAUAGCGCCAGUCUGAGGAAACGUACGGCCGUGUAGAUGAAUGUGGUUGUGCAGGGGCAUGGGACUACGCGAAGUAUGUGGUAGCACGCGGAUAACGUGAUUAGAAACGCCGCGUUGGUAGCUGUUACAAAAGGAGAAAGUCACGGAAAACUUACUGUACAACAGCAAGGAUGUAAACUUAAGAGAAAAACACAUACAACAUACUUUUUUUUUUUGGUACAAAAAAAAAUCAUUGCAGGAAGGGGGAAGCUGUCAAAACUUCUGCUACAGCAAGUCGUAUACAAACCAUUGAAGUACUUUACAUAGUUAAGAUGAACGAGACAAACGGUGACAUCAAUGAUUCGAAUAGUAAAUAGCAUAGUCAAUGCAAAAGAAACACACCUUACACAACUAAACACGUACAAGCCAGAUUUUUCAUCUGUAAAUACUGUAUAAAUGUGACUCUAGAUGUGCGACCCUAGCUACUCACUCACUACUCACUCCAGAGACACCCAGGCAGAAAGCAAAAACAGCCAAAACUGAGGGAAAUUUAAAGGCAAUAAGUCACAAAUGGAAACAGUAAAACAGCAGAGCAAGGUGACUCCAAGCGAAUGGGCCGCCACGUUCUAGCACACUGGAACAAUUUAUCUGCUCAGCAGGGGCAGAAUAACACGCGGAAAAUAAAACCAAAACAAACAGAGAGUAAUAUAUGAACACUAAUACAAACAGAAGCAAACCUAUGAAAAACGCCCCUCACACUCACCCAACAAAUCGUGAACGUAUUGUGUUUGUUGCGUAGCAAGGAUGAAGAAAUAGUUUGAUAGGCGUUUGUUUUUAUGUCACUUGUGUUUGCCUUAAACGUCCAUUUACGAAUCGAUUUUUAUUCUAAUCCGCAAAAUCAGCGCAAACGCACAUACUACGGUGCGUACACGAUGGCACCCGUGGUAGGCCAGGGCAGAUGUGAACAGGGUUCAACGUGACAGAGUUGAGCAAAGGAACGAUAAUGAAAUGAACCCAGCAGCAGCCAAGCAAAGCGGACAGGAUGAAGUGAAAAAUGCAUCCUUGUAACAUUUUUUAUGCUUCAGUGAUGUCCCUAACUCGACUAGGAUUAAUAAACGUAUGGAAAGUAAAAAUAAAGAAAAACAACAACAAAUCAUAAUUGAUCUUGAAAACAGUAA